CCCUCUUUGUAUGCCUGAUUCUCCCUUUUCUUCUAUUUAUUAAACGUCCAUCAUCCAUCAUCCACCAUCCAUCAUCCACCAUCCAUCAUCCACCAUCCAUCAUCUGCCCGUCUCCCAGCCUACAAGACCACAAACUACCACAAACUACCAAACGCACCCCUUAUCCAGGGAAAAAAAAAAAAAAAAAAAAAAUGAAAAUCUCCACCGCCAUCCUCCUCCCCCUCGCAACCACCGCCAUCGCCGGUCCCGCAGGCUACGGCGUCUGUCAGGCCGGCUGUUCAGGUGUCGUCAUGGCCUGCUACUCUGCUGCGGGCUUUACCUGGGGCGCUACUCUGGGUGCUUCUGCGCCUGCUAGUAUUGUGGCGUGUAACACGGCGUAUGGGUCUUAUAUCUGGUAUUGGGUCCGAAUGAGAGAGAUUUGGGAUGUUUACGUUGGAGUCGAAGGUUGGGUAGACAUGUUGGACAUUGGGGACAGUUGAGAGAUGAUGAUUCAAUGAACGUUAUGAUUUUCAUCGAGCGUAAAGCCUA
Messenger RNA from Aspergillus glaucus CBS 516.65, 528 nucleotides. RefSeq lists its product as uncharacterized. NCBI's taxonomy places the organism in Eukaryota, Fungi, Ascomycota, Eurotiomycetes, Eurotiales, Aspergillaceae. The record is from RefSeq and is a predicted model, not a curated record. The coding region runs from base 192 to 479 and encodes 95 amino acids. The transcript has 3 exons.